Messenger RNA from Peronospora matthiolae, 2787 nucleotides. NCBI's taxonomy places the organism in Eukaryota, Oomycota, Peronosporomycetes, Peronosporales, Peronosporaceae. The record is from the annotation of a GenBank genome assembly.
AUGCGGUCAGCGCCUCCUGCGCUCUACGGGCGUUUGAUCCCGCAAGUUAGCGACAACGAGCAGGUUUUCAGCGAGGAUACAGCCGCUAGCGAAGCUCCAGGCACGAGCUCUGCACCUUCUUCGCUGCGUAACGCGGUGCUGCCCGAGUCGCGCUUCUACCGCGUGUUGCACGAGUCCAAGCUGUUCUCGAUCACUUUUGACGGGGUUUGCAAUGAACCCACUUUUGAACCCACAGGUCAUCAGCAGCCAGGCGACAGGAGGUCGACACUAGAUGGUAAUUUACACCACCACCACUAUUCCCUUCCAGAUGCCCUGUCUAUGGCCCAGAGCGACUACAAAGCCGUGCGCAUCCAGGAGCUACCGCGAGCAAAUUAUGGACGCACGGCCUCAGCCAAGAGCAGGUACCAGAUGUUGCACCAAGAACGCAACGCUUACAGUGUUGUGAAGAUGCCCGAGGAGGUGGUGCUGAGCAGUGGUCGCUUGCAGUGUCUGGUCGGUGAAGCGAACGCGCCGACGUGGUUUAUCCGCCUUGCGCACGUGGAAAACGCAUUUAUGAUGCUAUCGAUGAAGAUGACAAAGCAAGGAACGGAGACGGAUAAUGCAACGCCGGAGUUGCAGCUGCUGGAGCUGUUGCCGGAAGACGAGAAAGCAGUGGUGACUAAGGGACGAUUUUACUACCGAGUGCUGGUGCCCAUUGAGCUGAGCAAAGCGCCGGAUUUGCUGGCACCAAUGAUCUCUCGACGUGUACUUAAGAAUGCAGAAGAGAUUAUCGAAUGCCACGAAAGGUAUCGCUGUCCGCAGAGUGGAGUGACUUUUGUGAAGCUGGCGUACGAAGACGGGUGGCUCUUUGAGACGCUGAAUUCUGGGGUCAAGGUGCUUGAGAGGCUAGCCACAGAGCCUGAUAUUGAAAAUGGACGUUUCUUCUACGUAGUGAAGAUUCCAGUAGGAAUACGUGUCGCGCCGCACAUUAUGGCUCAGCGUUCAGGAAAGGGAUUCAAGUUGCACUCGAUUGUGGAAGCUUCACAGCGCUUUACGCCGCCUGGAAGUAAAAUCACGUAUGUUCGAGUGUGCAAGGAUAGACGCGCUAGUUGUGGUUGUGCACGCAGCCAUGCAGGUAGUGCGGCAAGCCCAACGUCGAUGGCGCGUAAGUAUAGUGAUGGUGGCAGUGGUGGUGAAUCAUCGACGGACGACAAGUCGCUUGCUAUGUUGUCGGCACCUCCUGCAUGCCGUGGGGGUUGGAUCUUUGAGACUACUAUGGACGGACAAGUGGUGCUGGAACCAAUGGUGGAGCCGCGAAUGCGACAGGUUGAGCGACUCUUUUACCGCGUCCUGGAAGAUGUGGAUGUGCUGUCUACGCCGGCAGGUGGCAAUACAAUUGCAGUUUCGAGCUCAUCGAACCCUUCUAGUCCUCCCAGCAGACGCAAGCGUCUUGGAGACACGCUUAUUGAGUGCAGUGAGAGGCUUGUGCCGGCAGUGUCGCCUAUCGGGGCAGAUGUUGAUGACUCUGACCUGCCGGUGAUAGGUUUCGUGAAGUUACGUCACGAUGUGGGUUGGGUAUGUGAACGACAGCUGCAGCCUCCGUAUAAAUUGCUAUUGGAGCAGGUCGUGGGAGAUGCUGUCACGCGCGAGUUGCCAAAGUUCUACCGCGUGGUAGUGCCAGUAUAUUUGCGAUCGGCCCCAGAUUUCGAGUGCCCGAGAUUACCAGGCGUAGCUCCCAUGAUAGCAGGCACCGUGUUCGAAAGCAGUCUCCAGUACACACCACCGGGUAGCCGCGUCACGUACAUUAAGGUGGCCAGUGCGUCUCAUCCAGCCACGAAUAGUGCUUGUAGUGGCUGGCUGUUCGAUCAAACACCCCGGGGCGACCUUGUACUGGAGGCCGUGGAUGAAGAUCCGGAAAAGAAGAAUGGCAAGUUUUUCUUCCGUGUGAUCAGUGAAAAGAAGGAGGUGCUGCUUUCGCCGGAGCGGACGAGCGAAGUCGUUCGUUACUUGCUUGCGGACACGAUUUUCUCAGCCGAGAUGGAGUACACGCUGCCACGAACUCGAGAGACCUACGUACGGCUUACAAAAGAAAAAGGCUGGGUUGGGCUUGACCCACCACAUGCGCGAACAGACAAUUUGUCGGAUCGUAGUGUUCACAGUGUCCAGAGUGCAAGUGAAAAUGCUGGUAGUCCGUCACGAACACUUGUUCGAAUUUCCGAAGAGGUGUAUAAUCUCUAUACAAUGCCGCCGAGUUGGGUAAGUAUUGGUCAUCCGAAUCGUACUUGGUUUAAAGUUCCCGAUGCGGGUAAUCGUUCGAUUCUUGCGGAAGAGACAAUGCUGCAGAUGUCCGUCUUUGAAUCCCGCAACAUCUUAGCGUCGAGUUCGCGAGGCCGCGAGAGUGUUCCCCUGUCACGAAAGGGAACGCUUAGCCUUGACAACGGCAACACAAUGUGGCAUUGCACUCUGGAAGAGAUCAAGCACCCGGCCAGCGCGUUGUUGUUUACGUUUCCGUGGAAACAAGUAUGGUGGAUCUUUUCGCUGCAAGGGUCAGCCGAGCAGCAUAGUGUGGAAUUACAGCACGGUCUCCGUGGUGGAUUCCGUUCCAUUAUGUUGGACGGCGAGCCGCUGCUGCAGAACCGCAGCGUGACGGAUAUGCUCUGGGAUUCCGGCAGCGAGUUCACUUUCGCAUGGAAUACUCACACGUUCAAGGUAGUCAUUACACUUGAAGGCGCCUUCUUUUCGAAAUAUUUGCAGUUUUACAGCUACACGCUGGUCGUCGACGAAGAGAAUAUCGUUCCUGUGGCUUAG